This is a messenger RNA of Aspergillus fumigatus Af293, 645 nucleotides long. RefSeq lists its product as uncharacterized. The record is from RefSeq and is a predicted model, not a curated record. Bases 1 to 645 code for a protein of 214 amino acids. Lineage: Eukaryota; Fungi; Ascomycota; Eurotiomycetes; Eurotiales; Aspergillaceae. The transcript is spliced from 2 exons.
AUGGCGUUUCAGAUAUCGAUCGGCGAUGUAUUAAUGCUGUCGAAGCUCGCCUGGGAUAUCACGCAGGCGUUCACAUCAGGCAGGAAGUCGGCACCUGCUGAGUUUCAAGAAGUGCAGAAUCAGCUCAGCUCACUCACCCAUGCACUAGAAUCAUUGAAGUCGCUAUCCGGGGAGUCGCCAGGACUGGACGAUGGGGCCUCGGCCAGUAGUAUCACGCCGAUCCUGCAGAACUGCCGCUUCACUCUGGAACACCUCGACGCUCUCGUAAAGAAGUAUAUGAUCAUCGAGAACGAUGGAACGGGUGGUCCAGAAAAAAAGCGAUGGCGAGACGAGAUCCGGAAGAACUGGAAGAAAGUGCGGUGGACAAGGGAGGGAGGUGAUUUGACGAGGCUGCAACAUAAUCUCGGAGUCCAUAUCAAUAGCCUCAACCUUACAAUCGCAGUCCUAAACAGUUACUCCACGGGUCCCAUCGAAGCUGUCCAGCUGGUCCACUAUCGAAACUUGACUGGCGAUGGAGCGUGGGUGUUCAACGAAUCGGCAGACGCGAUAUUGGCUGCUCGCUUGGAUCCGAUCCCCAUCGACUCGACGGAGCACGAAGCAUCCGAAUUUACCGUCACUGGUGAGCUCCCGCAACUCCACAACUAG